GCCUACAAACAAUUCAAAACACCAGCCACUUGUUGACUGUUGUCUUCGACGCCCAAUCGCCCACACAGGUGACCCCACCAAUUUUGAUGACUGUACCUGCGAUUUGAGUUGAUUGUUGGGUGGGCUGGGCGCGUUUGUAACCUAAGAAAUUCAUCAUCGAUCAAAACAAACACGAAAAUCUCUUUUACUUUGCGGAAGUUCGCGGAAUGUUAUAGUGGCAGUCGGUGCGGCACCGAGGGUGCAGAUAUUUACGAGACAAAAUGUGGUGGUUUUACGUAUUUGCGGUCUGUUUGGCCGCGGUGGGUGUGAACGGCCAGUACGAAUGGCAGCAAAGGGACCCUUUCGACGAAGUCAGCAGGGCCAUGAGAAAAAUAAACAAGGAUAAUUGCGAAAUUCAACAUCUCGAAGAACUUUAUUUGCCCGAAAAUGCCGUAUCACAUUUGCCCGACAUCAAAGACGUUAACGUGAAUCCAGUGUUCCCCAACAGGACGCAGCUAUUGCACCUGCACAACAUGGCCCUAAACAGGGCGUUUUUCUGGAGCUACAUCCUCCAAAGUAGGUUCAUCAGACCCGCAAUCAACGACACGUACGACCCUGGAAUGAUGUACUAUUUGCUUUCAACGGUCGCAGACGUAUCUACGAAUAUGCACGUAAACGCUAGUGCGGUAUAUUUUUCCCCCAACAUGUCCUAUUCCUCUUCAUACAGAGGAUUCUUCAACAAAACUUUCCCGAGAUUUGCACCCAGGACUUUCAGAGCUGAUGACUUUAACGACCCCAUUCAUCUAGAACGGAUAUCAACCCUAAACACAUUCACUGUACAUGACCUAGGUGCCAUAAAGCCAGACACAAGCAAUGACUACACUUCUGACUACUACAGGAUAAAUGAGUGGUACAAGAAGUGGCUACCAGACAAUGUUAUAGGCCGGCAUGAUACCAAAACCACCUACCAAGUGGAGAUUCGAUAUGCCAAUAACACAAAUGAAACUUAUACAUUCCAUGGGCCUCCCGGUGCCGACGAAAAUCCGGGACCAGUCAAAUGGACCAGGCCAUAUUUUGACUGUGGCAGAUCCAACCGAUGGUUGGUGGCUGCUGUUGUUCCCAUUGCUGAUAUAUACCCAAGACACACUGGUUUUAGACAUAUAGAAUACCCUACAUAUACUGCAGUAUCUGUUGUUGAAAUGGACUUUGAAAGGAUAGAUAUAAAUCAGUGUCCUCGAGGAAUGGGUAACAUAGGACCAAACAUGUUUGCGGAUACGGCUCGAUGUAAAAAGGAAACAACCGAGUGCGAACCUUUACAUGGCUGGGGAUUUCGAAGAGGAGCCUAUCAGUGUCGUUGUCGACCUGGAUAUCGACUGCCCCUACAAGUUAGACGACCUUAUCUUGGAGAAAUAGUGGAAAGAGCCACGGCGGAACAAUACUACAACGGCUUUGACUGCAUGAAAAUAGGAUGGAUUCAAAAGAUGCCGGUACAGUGGGAGAAGUCUCAGCCCUAUUUGCGAAAUUUGGUGCUGGACAGACACAGGGAAUAUUUGAACGCUCCAUACGGACCUCAGUCAAUGCGCCAACCGAAAAUCAACAUCCACCGAGUGCUCGACUUCAUUUUGAACAUGAACAAAGACAAGUGCAAGGAGUACAAACCUGAGGAUCUUCGCCUAGACGGUGGUGUCAUGUUCGGAGCCGAAGAGUUUUUCCAAAACGAGGCGAAAAUGGCUUUGCGUCUAGCCAACUUCAUCAGUGCCUUUUUGCAAGUCUCCGAUCCCAAAGAGGUGUAUUCGGGUAAACGAGUGGCCGAUAAACCUCUAACGGAGGAUCAAAUGAUCGGUGAGACGCUGGCCAUCGUCCUCGGCAACAGCAGAGUGUGGUCGGCGGGUACGUACUGGGACAGAAACAAGUUCACCAAUCGUACGUUGUUCGCACCAUACGCAUACAAGAAGAUACUCAGUCCGCGAAAACUGAACGUGGAAGAUCUUGCACGUUUGAACAAAUCCGAGGAAGUGUAUCUGAAUAAGGAGUGGUUUAGGUUUUUGAAACAAAGGUGGGCCUCCAAUUUUGAUAAUUUAGAAAAGUUCUACAUGAAGAUUAGAUUGCGUUUCAACGAGACCGGCGAAAAUACAAUGAAAUUUGAGCACUUCCCCAAUUAUUACCGCGGCGCAAAACUUGAGCACGGAUAUUGGACCGCCCCGUACUACGAUUGCCAUGGGAAGGUGCCCAUGUGGAAGAUCAAAUAUGUGGCACCGUUUUUCGGGUGGGACAGUCUCAAAGUGAAGUUGGAAUUCAAGGGCGUGGUGGCUGUUACAAUGGAUAUGUUAAAAUUGGACAUAAAUCAGUGCGCAGAUAAAUACUACGUUCCCAAUAUGUUUAAGGAUACUAAUAAAUGCGACGCCAAAACAUCAUAUUGUGUUCCAAUUUUGGGUCGAGGUUUUGAAUCAGGAGGAUACAAAUGCGAAUGUAAACAAGGUUUUGAGUAUCCAUUUGAGGAUCAAAUUACUUACUAUGAUGGUCAGUUGGUAGAGGCUGAAUUCAGCAAUUUGGUAGACAACAAUGAGACCCGUUUUAACAUGUUCAAAUGCCGCCUGGCUGGUGCUGGCGGCAUUCAGGCGAGCAUUUUUACUAUUUUACUGAUGUUAUUUCUUAGUUUUGGUUUUUACGGUAGAUAAAUCGAUUUACAUAGUUUUAUAGAAUUUAUACGGAAUACCAAAUUAUUUUACAAGAAGCCUUGUGAAUAUUUUAUCUCAAAGACUAACUUAAAAUGUAUGUUUCAAAGGCCAAAUCAGAUAUUAACAGUAAGCACAAACUUACAUUGAAUAUGCCGUCCACAUUUUUAUACAAAUAUUUUUUAAUGAUAUAGGUGAUAUAUAUUUACUGAUAUUAAUUUCGUCCAUAAAUUUGUUGUAAAUUAUAUUGUAUCGUACUAUAGGCCGAGAUGCAAUUUUAUUUUAUAUGGAAUUUAUGUAUAUAAAUUGUUGUGUUCAUCCAAAAAUUAUAUAUAAGAAUUUAUGUAGAAAUUGUACCAUAUAACUGGAUAAAUUUCUGGUGCAAAGUACAAAAUAGUAUUACUAGUUCUCUACUUUUAUGUUAUUCUGAAAGUAAUUUCUAAUUGAAAACAUAUAUCUGAUAUUAAUCAAGAAUUUUAUUAACACACUAUAGGCGGGUAGCAAAAUAGUCUAAACUAAGUUGUUGAAUGAUAACAAAAAAUAAGAGAUAAUUCUUUCAGUUCCGUAUGUAAACCAAUAGAGUAAAAUUAUCUCACCCCGCUUUUAAAGUAAGUACAUUCUAAAAGGUAAAAAUUACCCGGCCCUUUAACAAUCAACAGUUCUCGAGACGGGUAUUUUUACCCGACCCGCUUAUAGUGUGUUAAUAUUAUCAGUCUUAAAGAUUUUGAUUAAAUUUUAUGCCGUCCAUUUUCUACCUUUUUAUAUAUGUGUUAUGUAAUUACAGUGUAUAAAUAUUGUUUUUACUAUGUUUAAAAACUCAUAUUAGAUAUGUAUGUGAAUAUGUUUUAAUAAAGUCAAAGUGAAUGUUGAUUAUAAA
Messenger RNA from Aethina tumida (small hive beetle), 3531 nucleotides. RefSeq lists its product as uncharacterized. The transcript has 6 exons. The record is from RefSeq and is a predicted model, not a curated record. The coding region runs from base 261 to 2657 and encodes 798 amino acids. NCBI's taxonomy places the organism in Eukaryota, Metazoa, Arthropoda, Insecta, Coleoptera, Nitidulidae.